This is a messenger RNA of Symphalangus syndactylus (siamang), 3405 nucleotides long. It is a transcript of the gene SLC35A2, whose product is annotated as solute carrier family 35 member A2. Gene Ontology annotation, cellular component: Golgi membrane. NCBI's taxonomy places the organism in Eukaryota, Metazoa, Chordata, Mammalia, Primates, Hylobatidae. Gene Ontology annotation, biological process: pyrimidine nucleotide-sugar transmembrane transport. The record is from RefSeq and is a predicted model, not a curated record. Gene Ontology annotation, molecular function: pyrimidine nucleotide-sugar transmembrane transporter activity.
UACAUACCCAUCCCUCUAAUUUCUCCAACACUUGACUUAACCGGGCCUGCCCUAUUCCAUGUUGGUUUCACUUGUUCCGACCUCAGCUGUCCCCUCUCUUGGCCUGCUUGUCUCGGUUCAGUGCAACCUCCGCCUUCCGGGUUCCAGCGGUUCUCCUGCCUCAGCCUCCAGAGUAGCUGGGUGCAGGUGCAUACCACUACGCCCGGGUAAUUUUUUUUUGAGAUGCCCAGGCUGGAACUCCUGAGCUCAGGUGAUCCGCCCGGCUCAGCCUCCCAAAGUGCUGGGAUUACAGGCGUGAGCCACCGCCUCUGGUCCGGACUCUUGCCCUGCUUCCAAGUGCUAGCUAACCUGUGAGCGUUUCGCCUGUCCCCUUUAUUUGCCAUCCUCAGUGGUGACUCACUUGUCUUCCUUUCUGUGCGUCAACUUUCCUUUGCAUUUUCACUUGCUUAUCCUCACCUGCUCUGCUUUUAUCUACUAGCUUACAUUCCUGACUCGCACCUGAUGCCGGUACGCCCUCACCCGACCCCACCAGGUCAAAGUUUCUUCGUCCCCAGAUUCCCGUGUGCUCUCCAGCGGGCGGGGCCUCGCUGGAAGACGGGAAAGCGGAACUUCAGUCCAACCAUGAAGCACCUGUUAGUUUCUGAUACGGAAAGGGCGGUGCCUUAUGGAGAAGCUGCCAAUAAAGAGCCGAGAUGAAAGGGGUGGGUGAGCCAAUGAGACUAGGAGACAGGAUCGGGGGGUGAUCUGGAAAGCGCGAUCAGUGAAGUGGACGAACGGCAGGACAAGGCCGGUCUAGUGACAGGAAUGGGCCGAUGAAGCUCUGUAGGGACGAUGGGUAGGCCGAUCGGGCCGUGUCCUCGGCGUCCCGACCCGACGGAAUUUGGAAAUCCCGGGGCUACUCAUACAUUGAGCUUUUAGGAGCGGAGGAGAAAAGCCACCACCCCGACGAUCCCGGCUCUCGCACCACCUUUACUUAGGUGGCCCGGCAGCGGAAGUGACGAACACGGAAGUGGUUUUCUGUUGCCGAGGGGACGGGCCAGGCAGAUGCCAACAUGGCAGCGGUUGGGGCUGGUGGUUCUACCGCGGCGCCCGGGCCAGGGGCGGUUUCCGCGGGUGUAUUGGAGCCGGGGACCGCGAGUGCGGGUGAGAGUCUGUGCCCGAGCGGUCGCAUGGGAGGCGGAGCUCACAGGCGCCUGAAGUACAUAUCCCUAGCUGUGCUGGUGGUCCAGAAUGCCUCCCUUAUCCUCAGCAUCCGCUACGCCCGCACGUUGCCAGGGGACCGCUUCUUUGCCACCACUGCUGUGGUCAUGGCGGAAGUGCUCAAAGGUCUCACCUGCCUGCUGCUGCUCUUCGCACAGAAGAGGGGUAACGUGAAGCACCUGGUUCUCUUCCUCCAUGAGGCCGUCCUGGUGCAGUAUGUGGACACACUCAAGCUCGCAGUGCCCUCUCUCAUCUACACCUUGCAGAAUAACCUCCAGUAUGUUGCCAUCUCUAACCUACCAGCUGCCACUUUCCAGGUGACAUACCAGCUGAAGAUCCUGACCACAGCGCUGUUCUCCGUGCUCAUGCUGAAUCGCAGCCUUUCCCGGCUGCAGUGGGCCUCCCUGCUGCUCCUCUUCACUGGCGUCGCCAUUGUCCAGGCACAGCAAGCCGGUGGGGGAGGCCCACGGCCACUGGAUCAGAACCCUGGGGCAGGCCUGGCAGCCGUCGUGGCCUCCUGUCUCUCCUCCGGCUUCGCAGGUGUCUACUUUGAGAAGAUCCUCAAAGGCAGCUCAGGCUCCGUGUGGCUGCGCAACCUGCAACUGGGCCUCUUCGGCACAGCACUGGGCCUGGUGGGGCUCUGGUGGGCUGAGGGUACCGCCGUGGCCACCCGCGGUUUCUUUUUUGGGUACACGCCUGCUGUCUGGGGCGUGGUGCUCAACCAGGCCUUCGGCGGGCUACUGGUGGCUGUGGUUGUCAAGUACGCUGACAAUAUCCUCAAGGGCUUUGCCACUUCCCUGUCCAUUGUGCUGUCCACUGUUGCCUCCAUUCGCCUCUUUGGCUUCCACGUGGACCCAUUAUUUGCCCUUGGCGCUGGACUCGUCAUUGGUGCUGUCUACCUCUACAGCCUUCCCCGAGGUGCAGCCAAAGCCAUAGCCUCUGCCUCUGCCUCUGCCUCCGCCUCCGGGCCCUGCGUUCACCAGCAGCCUCCCGGGCAGCCACCGCCACCGCAGCUGUCUUCCCACCGUGGAGACCUCAUCACGGAGCCCUUUCUGCCAAAGUCAGUGCUGGUGAAGUGAGGGCUGGCAGCAAUGGGGGGACACAAGGGAGGGGGACUGGGGUGGAGGGUGUUGGGCAUCUGCAGGACCCAAGUCGCCGCCCUCCGGGGCCUGGCUCCUCUGGGUUUGGGAGAUGGUCUUUUCUCCCAGGUCACUGAGACUUCUGGAGGGGUGUGGGACUAGAGCUCGCUGUCACGUGAACCCUUCCUGGUAGGCUGACCCCAUUCCCCUGGAGGGGGUUUUAGAGCUGCCACCUCUGCUCCCUCUAACCUCUUUGGAGGCAGGGUUGGGGGUACUGUCAUUCAAGGCCUCUUUUUUUUUUGUCUGUCCCCUCCCCGACCCUGUGCCCUCUUCUGGAAGUGUCUCGUCUGGGAGAGUCCCUCCCAGCAGUCCCUCCACCUCCAUAAGGACACACUGGACAAAACUCCCGCAGCUCUUCAGGAAUGACUGAUGCCUACCUGUGGCGUUCAUUUGCCCAUAGUUUGAGGCCUUCUCUUCUCCCUUACCACUGCUCUGGAUCAUGUUACCAGUUCCGUCUUUUGUGUGGCCUUGGGCCAGCUUCCUUGACACCUUGAAGAUGGGCUUCUUGUGAGUCCCCAGGGAGAAAGGGACAAGAGCUAAGAUUUUUGCAUCAGCCCUUCUGGCAGAAGGUGUGGUAGGGGCCAUUUGUUUUUUUUAGUUGACUUGGAAUUUGUGGUAUAAUCAUAUUAUUAUUGAUCCAGGGUGUGGGAAAAAUGGAGGUCCUUGAAGUGGCUGAAUCUCAUUGUAUUUAAAACACUGUCAGUUGCCAGAUGUAGGGUUAUUUUUGGAGACGUCUAGGAGAGGAAAAAUAAAGCUGCCAAUCAUACUCUUGAUAUCCGUCUGGCUGUGUGAAGCACCCCUACCUCAUGGGGGUGUCUUGGGAUUGAUGAACUGUGGAACCUGCCUCUUGCGCUCCCCAAAGCUUAUUAACCCCUUAACUGUAUCGGGGCGGGGUGUGUGUGUGCAUGGAAGAUGCCUGGGCUGUCUUUGCUAUAUGUAAAUAGAGCCAUUGGAUCUUUAUUUUUGAUUGAUUAAUUUGUUCUGAUUUUUUGGUUUGUUUUUUAAGGAACUGUAAUGAACAAAUGUCAGGAUAUCCAAUGCCAAAUAAAGAUGUUGUAUUUAUUUA